AUGAAGAUUUUCCCACUUCUCUUGUCCGUUUUUCAAGUCGAAUCCUAUGUCGUCCCCGGAUACUCCGGUCCUCCUCAGGAUCUGAACUACUUCACCCAGCAGAUUAUCGACGGGCAGUUGAAUCUCUGCCGCGGUCGGAACGUCGACAACGUCAGCUGUGGCAAGAUCCUUCAUGAUAAAAUCAUGACGAUGAACGACCUGCGACGAGAGUUCAGCUGCAUGGUUACCCGUGGCUACUACGGAUGGCCAAAAGGGAGGGGACACUUUCACUCUACUUCCGGUCCCAAUGGCGGAAGCAACAACUACUACGCCGUCUGCAGCGAACGAGGAGGCACAGCCGUCAACAAAUGGAGCUUUGAAAACUCGUGCGAAUCCUGCGCGAACAGCUGCAACGGCGGAAUCAACGCCGAAACCUGCGUGAGAGAUUGCAUGGCACUCAGAGAAGCACAGUUCUGUCAACAAGGCUAUGCCAGUCUCAUUACUUCGAAGGGUGCUGUUGGUGGGUGGACAUAUGGCGGUCGCUUCUAUCAGUCUCGAUCUGGAAUGUGGUGUGGCGGAGUCUGCACAAAUUAUCUCCAUUGA
Molecule: messenger RNA, 582 nt
Organism: Oikopleura dioica
Lineage: Eukaryota; Metazoa; Chordata; Appendicularia; Copelata; Oikopleuridae
Source: the annotation of a GenBank genome assembly